Molecule: messenger RNA, 1263 nt
Organism: Stylophora pistillata
Lineage: Eukaryota; Metazoa; Cnidaria; Anthozoa; Scleractinia; Pocilloporidae
Product: putative ATP-dependent helicase IRC3
Source: RefSeq, a predicted model, not a curated record
AUGGUCAAUCUUGUUCUUCAAGCUCUAGAAACCAGGCAGAACACAUUGUGUAUAGCGCCUACAGGAGCGGGGAAGACCAUUAUCAUGUCGAGCCUCAUUGAAGAAAUUCUUCAGCUAGGACAAAAAGCCCUUGUUCUUCAACAUAGACAAGAGCUGAUUAUUCAAAAUGCCCAAUCCUUCAGAAAAGUUACAAAAGGAUUGUCUACGUCUGUUGUAAAUGCAGAGAGAAAAGAUUUUGAGAGGGACGUUGUUUUUGCCAUGGUCCCAACCCUUGAUCGCAGACAACAACCGCUCCCUCAUUUUGAUUUGGUUGCCGUCGAUGAGGCCCACCAUAGUGUGGCCUCUUCUUGGAAAAAGCUAAUCAAAAAACUUCAAACAGAAAACCCCGCUCUUAAGGUUAUUGGGUUUACAGCAACCCCCAAUCGGGGAGACAAAAAGGGACUUUCAGAAAUCUUUGAUCAUGUGGCCGACCAAAUCAUGUUGGGAGAGCUUGUAAACUCAGGGUCUCUUGCGCCGCCAAGAACACUCGCGAUUCAAUUAGAUGAAGAUAGUCAAAAACUUCUUAAAGCUCUUUAUUGGACGCCGCGAGGAAAGCCAAAGAAGGGACUUAAUGGGGCGCGCAUGCUAAAAAAGGCCGGAGAAAUCUUAGACAAGAACUUCUAUAAUGAAGAGGUCUUCCGUCAUUGGAAAGAACAGGCGCAGACACGAAAGACCGUGAUCUUUUGCUCUAAUGUUCUUCAUGCUCAAUCCAUUGAAAACACCUUCAACGCUCAAGGAGUUUCUACGGGCCACAUUAACGGCCAAAUGUCUAUGAAAGACCGCUCCCAAACCCUGAGAGAUUUUCAAAAAGGAAGACUGCAAGUCAUAACGAAUGUAGCUGUUUUGACCAAAGGGUGGGACUGUCCUGAUGUGGAAUGCAUCAUUUUACUGCGUCCCUCUUCGUACAAAAGCACGAUGAUUCAGAUGGUGGGAAGAGGCCUCAGACCUCAUCCAGGGAAAAAAGACUGUCUCAUUUUAGACUUUGGGUUGUCCUCAAGAGUUCAUGGAUCCUUAGAGCAAGACGUUAAGCUUUAUAGUGAGAAAAAGCAGGCUUUGAAGAAAUGCCGAAAGUGCAAGGCUCUCAUGAAACGCUCUCUUUCAACCUGUCCGGAAUGCGGAUAUGUCCAUCUUGCAACAGAAGAAGAAAUUUAUGCCUUGAAUCCUGAACCGCCAAAAUUCUAUCAGAGAUUAACGCUUCGUGAGAUCAGUCUCUUAGAGCUGUAA